Ceratotherium simum simum (southern white rhinoceros) is the source of this 950-nucleotide messenger RNA. It is a transcript of the gene OLIG1, whose product is annotated as oligodendrocyte transcription factor 1. Gene Ontology annotation, cellular component: nucleus. Gene Ontology annotation, molecular function: protein dimerization activity; DNA-binding transcription factor activity, RNA polymerase II-specific; E-box binding. Gene Ontology annotation, biological process: sensory organ development; positive regulation of transcription by RNA polymerase II; axon development. The record is from RefSeq and is a predicted model, not a curated record. Lineage: Eukaryota; Metazoa; Chordata; Mammalia; Perissodactyla; Rhinocerotidae.
GCGCGCAGGUCCGCGGGGAGGGGCGGCCUGCUACAGGGCCCACCCCAGGGCGUUCCUGAAGGGCGCCCUCGGCCGCCCCCACCGCACCCCAGAUGUACCAUGCGGUUUCCCAGGCGCGCGUGAAGGCGGCCCCCGCGACCAUGCUGCGGCCACAGCGGCCGGGAGACGUGCAGCUUGGGGCCUCCCUGUACGAGCUCGUGGGCUACCGGCAGCAGCCCUCCGCCUCCUGCACCUCCUCCUCCUCCACGACGGCCCCCCUCCUCCCCAAGGCGGCGCGCGAGAAGCCGGAGGCGCCCGCCGAGCCGCCCGGCACGGGAUCCGGGUCCGGGGCGCACGCGGGCGGCGGCUCCCGGGCGGACGCCAAAGAGGAGCAGCAACAGCAGCUGCGGCGCAAGAUCAACAGCCGCGAGCGGAAGCGCAUGCAGGACCUGAACCUGGCCAUGGACGCGCUGCGCGAGGUCAUCCUGCCCUACUCGGCCGCGCACUGCCAGGGCGCGCCGGGCCGCAAGCUCUCCAAGAUCGCUACGCUACUGCUCGCCCGCAACUACAUCCUGCUGCUGGGCAGCUCGCUGCAGGAGCUGCGCCGCGCGCUCGGCGAGGGCACAGGGCCCGCUGCUCCGCGCCUGCUGCUGGCCGGCCUGCCCCUGCUCGCCGCCGCACCCGGAAGCCGAGAAAGACCAGUAGCCAGUGCGGAUUGUCCUGUGCGCAGCACACGGACGGACCCUCGGCGGCCUGACGGUCGGCACCGCGGUGCUGCGGACGGGGGCGAUGACGAAUCCAGGGUCGUUGGACGCCGAGGGGGACCGGGAGCCCCCAAACCGCUGGCGGUCCCCGCUGCAGUGGCGACGGCAGGAGGGCGCUUGCUGCGCGGUCCCUUCGCGUACCGGGUCCUUGACCAGCGCGCCGGGAAGGUGUCCUCGCCGCUUUGCAAUGAAGAACUACAUAGAUGA